Drosophila willistoni is the source of this 1085-nucleotide messenger RNA. RefSeq names its product frequenin-1. The transcript is spliced from 8 exons. Lineage: Eukaryota; Metazoa; Arthropoda; Insecta; Diptera; Drosophilidae. The record is from RefSeq and is a predicted model, not a curated record. Bases 293 to 856 code for a protein of 187 amino acids. Gene Ontology annotation, molecular function: calcium ion binding; calcium sensitive guanylate cyclase activator activity.
AACAAAACAAAAAUCAACCCAAUCGACAUCAUCCAUUAAAAAUUAUUAUCAUUCGGUUUGAAUCAUCUCUUGGAUAUGAAAAAGGAUUUACUUAAAACUUAAUUCCCCAUCAAUUAUUUAUUAUAUAUCGAAUUAGAAGCAAAUCGGGAUAAGACACGCGCCACCCGCCGCAGCAUACAAAACAAUAUCCUUAGUUAAUCUUGUCUAACCUACGACUACUACAGUUAAAUACUACCUGAAACACGAGCUGACCAGAGCAGAGCAACAAGCAGCAACAACAACAGGCAGGACAAUGGGGAAGAAGAACUCAAAAUUGAAGCAGGACACCAUUGAUCGUCUUACAACGGACACAUACUUCACUGAAAAGGAGAUUCGUCAGUGGCACAAAGGUUUUCUCAAAGACUGUCCAAAUGGUUUGCUGACUGAACAAGGCUUCAUCAAAAUUUAUAAACAAUUUUUUCCGGACGGUGAUCCCAGCAAAUUUGCAUCGUUGGUAUUUCGUGUAUUUGACGAGAAUAAUGAUGGCGCCAUUGAGUUUGAAGAAUUCAUCAGGGCCUUGUCCAUAACAUCGCGUGGCAAUUUAGAUGAAAAAUUGCACUGGGCCUUCCGUCUCUAUGAUGUGGAUAAUGAUGGCUAUAUAACACGCGAGGAGAUGUACAACAUAGUUGACGCUAUUUAUCAGAUGGUGGGUCAACAGCCGCAAACAGAGGACGAGAAUACGCCACAGAAGCGUGUGGAUAAGAUCUUUGAUCAAAUGGAUAAGAAUCACGAUGAUCGUCUAACGCUAGAAGAGUUUCGUGAGGGUAGUAAAGCUGAUCCACGUAUAGUCCAGGCGUUAAGUUUAGGUGGUGAUUAACCGCAAGCCAUGUAGUUGCGUUGAAAUUCCCGUUUGUCCCAUGUCAGAGAUAUGUGUGUUGUGAAAGUGAAAGAGAGACACGAAUACGCUGAAGCUGAGUGCAAGAGGGAGAGACAGAGAAUGACAGAGACAACGAAUUCACGCGCAAUGAACCCUUAACCCAUGAUCUAUCUAUAUACAUAUGUAGAGAUUUAUAUAUGAACAUAAAAGUGGUUUAAUCUAUUGAAAA